AUAAGAAAGAUAAUCUGCCAAGAAUAAAAAUGCUGAAAGGAAGAAGAUUUAUUUGAUCCACACAGACCAUUUCCAUUUACAGACUUCGAUAAUCUCUUACAAAUAUUUGAAGCUGGCUUCUUUCUCUGACAACUAAUAUUUUAUUUUUCAUGUUUGUCAGUGAAUAGACAAAUGGAGGAAUGACCCUACUUAGAACUACUGCUUUGACUCAUGGUUCUAUUUCAUCUCGACUGUUAAGGCUUAGCAUCUUUCUCCUCCUUAGUCUUCCUGACUCUAAAGGAAAAGCAAUAUGGACAGCUCAUCUGAAUCUAACAUUUCAGGUGGGAAAUCGGAUUGUAUCAGAACUAGGAGAGAGUGGAGUGUUUGGGAAUCAUUCUCCUCUGGAAAGGGUAGCUGGUGCAGUGGUACUUCCUGAAGGCUGGAAUCAGAAUGCUUGUAAUCCUUUGACCAAUUUCAGCAGGCCUGAACAGGCAGACUCUUGGCUGGCUCUCAUUGAAAGAGGAGGCUGUACUUUUACACACAAAAUCAAUGUGGCAGCAGAAAAGGGAGCAAAUGGGGUGAUCAUCUACAACUAUCCAGGUACAGGCAACAAAGUAUUCCCCAUGUCUCACCACAGAACAGAAAAUAUAGUUGCAGUGAUGAUAGGCAACCUAAAAGGCAUGGAACUUUUGCACUUGAUCCAGAAAGGAGUUUAUGUGACAGUCAUCAUUGAAGUGGGAAGAAUGCACAUGCCAUGGCUGAGCCAUUAUGUCAUGUCUCUGUUUACCUUCCUGGCUGCCACCAUUGCCUACCUUAUACUGUACUAUGUCUGGAGACCGAGAGUGCCCAGUUCCUCCACAAGGAGGCGAAGACAGGAAAACGCUGACGUGAAGAAAGCUAUUGGUCAGCUUCAAGUUCGAGUGCUCAAAGAAGGCGAUAAGGAACUAGAUCCAAACGAAGACAGCUGUGUUGUUUGCUUUGACAUAUACAAGCCCCAAGAUGUAGUACGUAUUUUAACCUGCAAACAUUUUUUCCAUAAGACAUGCAUUGACCCCUGGCUUUUAGUCCAUAGGACUUGCCCCAUGUGCAAGUGUGAUGUUCUGAAAACUUAAGAAAAACCGGAGAACCAUCUGAAGAUACAACCAGACCUUUCUAAAGACUGCGAUUAAGCGAAGGAUUUGUCGUAAUUCACUUAGAAAAUUUCAACCUCAGCUUCUUUAUGUAACUACUACGGGGGGGCAGAUUUUGUGUGUUUUAACAAUAAAAUU
Ochotona curzoniae (black-lipped pika) is the source of this 1247-nucleotide messenger RNA. It is a transcript of the gene RNF148, whose product is annotated as ring finger protein 148. The record is from RefSeq and is a predicted model, not a curated record. The coding region runs from base 180 to 1091 and encodes 303 amino acids. Lineage: Eukaryota; Metazoa; Chordata; Mammalia; Lagomorpha; Ochotonidae. The transcript has a single exon.